UAGGCUACGUCACUGGGGUGGGGCCAGGAGCUUGGCAGGCAGAGUGUGAGAGCGGAGAGUGACGCUUGCCAGCCGGCGGGGCCCAAAGUAAAGGUUGUGAGAAGCCGCGUUGAAGAAUGUGCGGGCGAACAUCCUGCCAUUUACCUAGAGAUGUUCUCACGAGAGCUUGUGCCUAUCAGGAUCGGCAGGGCCAGCAGCGGCUUCCAGAGUGGAGACAUCCUGACAAGUACUGCCCCUCUUACAACAACAGCCCUCAAUCAAAUAGCCCAGUGCUUGUGUCUCGACUGCACUUUGAGAAGGGUGCAGACUCAUCUGAGCGUGUCAUUGCUCCCAUGCGAUGGGGCUUGAUCCCAUCUUGGUUCAAAGAAGGUGAUCCGUCCAAACUGCAGUUCAACACUAGCAACUGUCGUAGUGAUACUAUAAUGGAGAAACCAUCCUUCAAGGUGCCUCUGGGAAAGGGGAGACGCUGUGUUGUUUUGGCAGAUGGAUUCUAUGAGUGGCAGCGAUGUCAGAGAACAAGCCAGAGACAGCCAUACUUUAUCUACUUCCCUCAAAUAAAAACAGAAAAGCCUGGCAGCAUUGGUGCUGCACACAGUCCUGAGGACUGGGAGAAAGUCUGGGACAACUGGAGGCUGCUAACAAUGGCUGGGAUCUUUGACUGCUGGGAGCCACCAGAGGGAGGAGACUGCCUGUAUUCCUACACUAUCAUCACAGUGGAUUCCUGCAAAGGCUUGAAUGACAUCCACCAUAGGAUGCCUGCCAUAUUAGAUGGAGAGGAAGCAGUCUCUAAAUGGCUUGACUUUGGUAAAAUCUCAACUCAAGAAGCUCUGAAGUUAAUCCACCCCACAGAGAACAUCAUCUUCCAUCCCGUCUCUCAUGUGGUGAACAAUUCCCGAAACAACACUCCUGAGUGUCUGAUUCCUGUGGACUUACUGGUCAAAAAGGAGCUGAAGGCAAGUUGCAGCAGCCAGAAGAUGUUGCAGUGGCUGGCCACAAAGGCACCCAAAAAGGAAAACCCCAAAACAUCCCAAAAAGCAGAGUCAGAUGUGCCCCAAUGGUCCAGCCAGUUCCUGCAGAAGAGCCCAUUCCCCACCAAGAGAGGCAGUGCUAGACUCCUGGAGCAAUGGCUGAAGAAGGAGAAAGAGGAGGAGCCAAUGGCCAAGAGGCCUCACAACCAAUAAUGCAGGGCUUUGAGAGAUCAAGGUCAUGGUUUGCUGCACUGAAUACUAUUGCUGAUGACAGAUUCUUGCAUUGUGUGUAUGAAUUUGCUUUGGGAGGAGGUAGCAUGGUGUUAGUUAAUAGCUGUGGGUUUAUGGGGGAGUGGCUAUCCUGGCUGUGACCAGGAACCCACAAUGGGGCAGCCUGGGAAUGGAAGGGUCCACCUCAAUCAAUUCAUAGGGGUUCAUUGUGCCUGCAGUCUUUUCUUGGUAGGACUGGUUGGAGCCUUCCCUCAAAGCCUGACCCUGCUGGCAGGCAGUUCUUAGCACCAACCUUACCUGGUGCUGCCAGUAAAAGGCCAUUUUCUACUCAGCCUUUGGACUCUUUCUGUCUUUUGGAAUUAAAUUCUUAAUAUGUAUUUUUUUCUGAUUAAAUUAUAUUUGAUAAACUGUAUUUCAGAAAAUGCUAUCGGUGGGGGUAGUUUUGGAUCUUACUAUUUUGGGCUUUCUGUGGACAAAACUGCUUUUUUGGGAAAAAUAAAAAAGACUAGGUGGAGGGUUCUUUGUUGAGUCCCUUUUCUCUCAGUCUUGGAAGUUGUCUGAAUCCUAUAGCUUAAAACCUACCUGAAUGCAUGCCUGCCAAAUACAGGGGGCUGGGGGUAGAACGGGGUACAGAGGCCAAGACCCUGUCCUUACAAUGGGAACUAGAGUCUGGGUGAGGAGAAAUCCCAAAGUCCCAGCCCUUCAAGCCCUAUGCAGAUCCCCAGCCUCUGGGUAGAGCAGGGCACAGAGGAUGACUUGGUCUUGUGGCACAAGUGGGAGCUGGCCAUCUGUCUGUCCCAGCCUGGUCAGAGACCCUAUGAUUUGUUCUGUAAGCUACUCCUUGGCACUGAAUCACUUUAUAGUUAGUUAGUUAGUUAUUUGGGGUAGUUAUCUAUUGUCCCUCUGUCACCCAGAUCAUUAAUUCCAUGAAAGCAGAGACCGCUUUUUCACAGUUUUGUUUUCCUAAUGUUAACUGUAGAUGUGCAAAUAUUUAUUAAAUGAAUGUGAGCAGCUACUACAUGUCCUGCCCUGUGCUAGGCAUGGAGCCACAGGAGCCACUAGAUGCCACACCUGGCAAUUAAGUACACAUGUGAGUGCAAGUAUAUGUGCCCCCAAUUGGGCUGUGUUUUGCCAGGAGAGAGCCUUCCUGGGUGAUUCGCUUUUAACUGUUUGGAACAUUCAGGCCCUGCAGAAUGCUGUCCUGUGCCGCUGUGUGGAAGCAGGCUCUGAGCCAAGUGGAAGGGCAGACUGUACCACCACCACUGGAUCUCUGGAGGGUCUCUGGCUGAAGUCCCAUGCAAAUCAGGGGUCAAUGUCUUCACCAAUCAGAAGGCAGUUCCGGCACCUCAGUUCCAGGUGAGGGGAGGGAUCUCUCUGCUUCGAACACUUGCAGUGACUUCUACCUACCAUGCCUUGUCUCUAAAUUUAUCUUUAGAUCACCAUUCUAGGUAAGGAGGUGAGAUCACCCUGGUGGUGGUUUGUACUCAAGAACCUUUCACUGAAGGUCAGGGGUGCUUUGCUCUGUGGCCUUCAGUUUUGUUUGAACUGAUUUGCUGAUUUGGAGGUUUUACUGAGAGACUUUAAAAAUACAUAUAACUUACGCUGGUAAGCAGCAGGUUGACUGUUAGGACUUUUGUUAUAUUUGCUUCAGGUUUAAUAAACAACAGAAAUGAGAUUCCCUUUAUUUUUCAUUACUAUCUUCCCACUGUCAGGGUUGUAUGUCAGUUUGGCAGGGUCUUUUCAUUUUAAUUAGAAGGAACAGAAUGUCCUCAGCAGUGUGUUCUUUUCAUUUAACUUUUUAUACUUUUACAUAAGUGUGAUGUUAAAAGCAUAUUCUUAUAUCUGAGAACAUAUUUUGUGAUUUCAAGUUUACAUAAAUGGUAUUUUGGACAUUUCA
Molecule: messenger RNA, 3096 nt
Organism: Phyllostomus discolor (pale spear-nosed bat)
Lineage: Eukaryota; Metazoa; Chordata; Mammalia; Chiroptera; Phyllostomidae
Gene: HMCES
Product: 5-hydroxymethylcytosine binding, ES cell specific
Exons: 7
Coding region: 117-1181 (354 amino acids)
Biological process (GO): DNA damage response
Molecular function (GO): single-stranded DNA binding
Source: RefSeq, a predicted model, not a curated record